This is a messenger RNA of Humulus lupulus (European hop), 849 nucleotides long. RefSeq names its product mediator of RNA polymerase II transcription subunit 15a-like. The record is from RefSeq and is a predicted model, not a curated record. Gene Ontology annotation, biological process: regulation of DNA-templated transcription. Bases 386 to 769 code for a protein of 127 amino acids. Gene Ontology annotation, molecular function: chromatin DNA binding; transcription coactivator activity. NCBI's taxonomy places the organism in Eukaryota, Viridiplantae, Streptophyta, Magnoliopsida, Rosales, Cannabaceae. The transcript is spliced from 7 exons.
CAGCCUUCGAAAAUUCCCUAAGAACCCUAGAAACUCAAAAUAUUGGGUCAGAAAAGUAAAAGCAAGUGCAGAUCAAAACAAUUCAGAGAAAGAGGGAAGGAUCAAGACAGUGAUUAUCGAGGUUCACCACCAAGAUUGGGGCUACAUCCGUUGAGCUUGCCUCAGAGAAGAGCUUAGCCAUUCCACUAUUUCAAGAUCAAAGUUACAAAGCCAGGUCUUCGCUUUGGACAUGAUAACUAAAUUUUGAGGAAGCUUCUACACCAAACUCGAAGAAAUCGUUAGAGCCUUCUUUGUCCCCUCGUUCGUCGUUUGUCAGCGUCCAUCUCGACGCUGCUCUACUCAUAAUUUUUUUCUUCUGCCCUUUGCAAAUCAGAGUAUUUUCAGCAUGGACAACAAUAAUUGGAGACCUAUUCAAGGUGGUGAACCCAUGAUAGACAAUACUGAUUGGAGAACUCAGCUGCAACACGAUUCGAGACAACGAAUUGUCAACAAGAUAAUGGGUACUUUGAAAACGCAUCUCCCGUUCUCGGGUCAAGAUGGAUUGCUUGAACUAGAGAAAAUUGCUGAAAGGUUUGAGGAAAAGAUUUACAGUACUGCCACAAGCCAGUCUGAUUAUUUACGGAAAAUUUCACUGAAGAUGCUGACAAUGGAGAAUGGGUCUCAGAACAAUAAUGUACCCAACCCUUUGCCAUCCAACCCCACUAAUAGCAGAACCACAGAUCCAGGAUCUGUUGUCAUGCCACCUCAAGUACACAAUCAAGGGCAAUAAUCACUUGUAAUGCCACAAUCAAGGGCUAACGAAAACUGCAGUGAAAUUUGAAAACAAGAAAACAGAAAUUAUUGUUCACA